AUGCCUCAGAGAUACUCCCACCAGAGGAGGAGAACCAGCACAGCGGCUGCUAGGAGGAUGGAAAGGAGACGCAGGGACCAGGGGGAAAGCAGCAACAACAACCCAACCAGCAGCCACAAUCACCGCUCCAAGAAACUGGCCAUGCUCUCCAGGUCCCUGAUCCUGUGCCACUCUAAAACUAAUGAUGACUGUCCAGAAGAAAGGCACAUGACUGCUUGGGAUCAAACACAGUGCAGAGAUACAGCCCUGGAGAAGAGAGGACGCACUGAGUCAGAUAACCAGCUGCAUCAUACCUCCACACUUAAGGUGAACAGAAGGAGCACAAGGAGGUCCUUCAGCAUCAAGGAGAGUAGUAUCUGGAGGAUGUGUGUAGCCACAGGGCCUGCUGAGGACGUGUGUGGACCACAAAUGGCUGAUAAUAGCAUCCAGACAGAGGACACAGACACCAAUGUGGAGCCAGGGAAUGAAGGAAACCUACACAGAGGCUGCAGCUUCCUGAGUCCAGACAAGCUGGCACCCUUUAACGGACAGUUUCUAGACGGCAGUGCUUGGAUGGCAGGGGAGAGGAUGAGGAGCAGUCCCGUUGAAGCCUACAGUGAGGACACUUCCACAUGUGAGGACAUUCUACAUUCACAAAGUCUGACUGCAAACCUAUCGCGUCCGGCUCUCAUAUCCCCAUCGGAACCUCAGUCAUUGCCUGGAUACAGAGAUGAAGAACAUCUUGCCAACAACAACCACCUCAAGUUCUCUAUCCCAGAGGUGAAUGAACAGAGGUGCUGGGACACAGAGGAGCCUGAGCAGAGCCCACCAGGACAGAUGGCCAGCAACAGGACACGCUCCCACUCAACCAGUGUUCAUCCUUACUGGAUUGGGGAUCUGGACAGCAUCAUCAUGAAGACCCCAAAACUGUACACCACUCAUCCUCAUGGGAAUGCUGGUUUCUAUGGAAACAGGAAGUCUCUGUCCCAGCAGCUGGAGGUUCCUCACACCACUCCACAACCUCGCUCUCUCAGCUCUGCCCAGCUAGUACACUCCUGCAGCAACAUGCAAGCCUUCAUAAUCUGUAAUGUUGUGCUAAUGAAGGGCCAUGGCAAGGGUCUGGGCUUCAGUAUAGUGGGCGGGAGGGACAGCAUGUAUGGACCAAUGGGAAUCUAUGUCAAGACCAUUUUCCCAGGAGGAGCAGCAGCUGCUGAUGGAAGGCUGCAGGAGGGUGAUGAGAUCUUGGAGCUGAAUGGAGAGUCACUACAUGGUCUGACUCACGAUGAAGCCCUACACAAGUUUAAACAAAUCAAAAAGGGCCUGCUGACUCUGGUGGUGAGGACAAGCCUGCGUGUCGGGGUGCUGUGUGGGCAGUCGCAGGUAGCCCAGCUAUGCAGGUCAAGCUCCCUCAGCUCCACCACAGGCAUGUCCAGGGCCAGUGCUGACAUGGGAGACUACAACUACCUGAACAACACCUGCAGUAACACACCGAGUGUCCCGGGUCAACCAGCUGAGCCCAGAGACCGCAUCAUGAUGGAGAUCAUUCUGCAAAAAGAGGCUGGUGUUGGUCUGGGUAUUGGAUUAUGCUGUGUUCCAUCUGGUGCUGGGUGCCCAGGGAUCUACAUCCACACCCUCUCUCCCGGAUCUGUGGCUCACAUGGACGGUAGACUGCGAUGUGGAGAUGAGCUCAUGGAGAUGGAUGACACUGUGGUUUACAACAUGCUGCUGAAUGAUGUCUACACCGUACUGAGCCAGUGCACACCAGGUCCAGUACACGUAAUCAUCAGUCGACACCCCAACCCCAAAGUAUCAGAGCAGCAACUGAAUGAUGCUAUCGCUCAGGCAGUGGAAAACAGCAAACUGAGAAAGGAUAAGAGCCAGUGGAGCAUUGAUGGGCUACGUAGACCAGAGUCUUGCUCUCACAGCCAGCUCAGAUGUGAACAUUGUCGAGAGAGGAGUUCCAGUCAGCUGACGGAUCGACGAGCACAGAAGACCAUGACCCGCUCCUGCAGCGACCACUCCAGCGGUCACAACCACAACCACUGCCUCUCCAUAUACAGCCCUCGCAACACACAGCACAACCCAUCAGCCCGUGUCCACAGCCUAGACACACCCAGGUCUAUGAGAGAGACGUGGUCUGACAACAGACUGUCAGUGCCUGUGUAUCCUGAUGAAGACUAUAACCUCCCGUACAACUCUGCUGCUGCCAACCUGUCCAGUCAGCAGGCUCUGGAUCUGGCCUCAAGGGGUCACAAGCCAGGAGACCACGCCACCAGGAUAAGAGUGGACGGCAGGGCAGCCCCCCAUGUUUCGCUCGCCAGUGCUGGGUCCACCUGCAGGGUACGUGCUGCUCCACGUCGGUAUUGCUGGCCUCAGGAUGUGACCAGUGAGGAGGGUUAUUAUGGAGACUCCAGUGGCUCCAGUAGAGGAUCCCCAGUUAGAGAUGGAGGACUGGAGUCAUCAUCACACACCAGCUGCCAGGAAGGAGAACGAAUAAGAGAAGAGUCAGAGGGGAUCAAGGAAGAUUUCACUCAUCCUGUAGCCCGCACCAACGACAGACUACACACAGGUGAUUCAUCAGUUGCGCUCUGCUCACAGCCGAAGAGAGGAGGUUUGAGGAGGCAGGCUCGUAUCGAUCAACACGCCCAAGAACAGCUUCAGGAUCCUUGGGUUCGCCUUUCAGACAGCUCCCCUGAAGAGCUGACUAAGAUCCACCACCGGGCUGCAGGAAGAACACAGCCUAUCAACGUCUACAGCAAGCCUGCCACCAUGAGUGACGAAGAGAACAUGUCCAAACUCAAUGACUCAGCCACUGAUGGGACUUCAGAUCCUCCAUCCAACAUGAGCCCUGAAAACACAUUGGAAUUUCCUUCAGGAGCAAAGUUGGGGCCUCCGGUGGCACCCAAGCCUGCCGGGUUUCGCAAGAGUCUGAGGAAAAUUUUGGAUGACCAGGACCAGAAGAAGCCAGCGAAACCCGCAGAGCAGAGGUCUGCUAUGGGCUUCAACAGAAGCUUCGGUGUUAGAUCUACCCCUUCUGCAGCCAACCUGUCAAUCAAACAAAAGAUACACUCAUUUGAGACUUUUUCCAGUCCAGAGGUUCCACAAAAGGGGGGUAACAGGAGGCCUGUGGCCCCAUCCAACUCUCUUCCUCUGGAGACAGAGUCCAAGAGUCACCCUGCCUCACAUGGAGAUUAUGGGAAGGGCAAACAUGAAAUCCCAGACCCAAACCAGUCUGCAUCUGUUAGGGACACAAACCAAAUUGUUUCUGCUACGCCCUCUGCUAUCACCUUAUCCUCUUCUGAAAUUUGUAGUCAAACAACAGCCAAGUCUUUUGAUGAUGAACCUCCAUCUAUCAAAUCCCCCACAGAGCUCCCACUUUCUGACACCUUUAGCACUGAUCUGGACUCAGGGACACAUGAUUAUCACUCGGCUCAAGAGGUCCAUGAUGACAGGAAUAUCUUUCCAACAAAGCAGGAGUCUGAGCUUGGAAGAGUCGAUCUUAACGGGUCCACAGAGUGCAAAGUCCUACCCUCUACAACAUCUAUGAGAUCCAAUAAAGUUGAGGGGGAAAGUCCUACAGAGGAGCCAGAGGAAGAUGGGGCACAAAGCCACGGAAGGAGUGCUGUUCCACCCACAGGCAGGAACCCUUUGGGAGGCCUGGAGGGAGAGAGUUUAGGGAAAAUCCUUGCCUUUAGUAACCAGGUUUCACAAGCACUGAUGCGCUCUUUACCCACGUACCCCUGCCAUGAAAACCCUUGCUCCUCAAACCUGCAGGACUCAUCUGCUGUGGACUUUACAAACCCUCGGUGGUCUGAGCAUGCCCCGGACAGCCCCGACAGAGGAUUCUCUGUCAGCUUGGCCACACUGAGGGAGUGUACCAUUGAGCGAGGGGAGGGGGGGUGUCAUGACGAGGCAGCAGUCACUUCUGCUGGUGCUCACUCUGUCAUCUCAGCCAUCCCCUCACAGGAAAUACAGAGGAUGAUCCAGGAAGUCAAAGGUCUGGACGAAGAGACGCUGAAGCAACUAGUGGACAUCCAUGUUGUGAUUCUACAUAAAGAGGAGGGAGCUGGUCUGGGCUUCAGCAUCGCUGGAGGGUCUGACCUGGAGAGCAAAGCUCCCACAGUCCACAGAGUGUUUCCCAGCGGCCUGGCAGCUCAGGAGGGCACCAUUGAGAAAGAAGACGAGGUGUUGUCUAUAAAUGGCCAAACACUGCGCGGCGUCACACACGCUGACGCCACCGCGGCUCUGCGUCAGGCCCGCUGUCUGAAGCAGGCGGUGGUGGUGGUCUGCAAGAGAGCAGAGGAGGAAGGAAGAGAGGGAGGAAGCUGCAGGAGCGACGAGCCCAACCAUGCAGGUGAGUCCCAACACUGAAGUCCUGUGGCUCACGAGCAGGGAGCUCCGCUGAGUGUGGAGCUGGAGAAAGGAGCAGGAGGAGUUGGCUUUACUCUUGAGGGGGGGAAAGGCUCAAUCCACGGAGACAGACCUUUAGUCAUCAACAGGAUCUUUAAAGGUGGAGCAGCAGAGCAGAGCGGUCUGCAGCAUGGAGACCAACUCCUCCAGGUCCAGGGGACCAGUCUGCAGGACAUGACUCGCUUCGAGGCCUGGAACAUGAUCAAGGCCUUACCUGAAGGACCCAUCACCGUGCUUAUAAGAAGAAGACGUGUCUAG
Molecule: messenger RNA, 4647 nt
Organism: Cyclopterus lumpus (lumpfish)
Lineage: Eukaryota; Metazoa; Chordata; Actinopteri; Perciformes; Cyclopteridae
Gene: il16
Product: interleukin 16
Exons: 28
Biological process (GO): induction of positive chemotaxis; leukocyte chemotaxis
Molecular function (GO): CD4 receptor binding; cytokine activity
Source: RefSeq, a predicted model, not a curated record